AUGAGCUUUGGACAGCGAAAAAAUUUCACCGUCCCGGUGGAUGCCGAAUCGCCGGAAGCACGAGACGACGCGAAACUGCUCCCGCUGGGACCGUUCGAUAAGAUACCGCCGAUCAUUAUCGAUGGGCAGGAUCCACCGAAAACGCCGAUCACACCGACCACUCCGAUCAUCUUCUGUCCGCAGUCGCCAUCGGUCGGUAGCAAAAGGAGCCGAGCGUUACGACCGGGAACUACGCGAAAGUACAGGAGACGGGCGAUAUUGAAGAAUGGCGACUGCAACAUUGUCCUCUCGAAGGUAUCCCGGCAGCGGUUGCGCUUUCUGCAAGACAUCUUCACCACACUGGUGGACGCUCAGUGGCGUUGGACGUUGCUCGUAUUUGCAUUCAGCUUCAUCGGAUCGUGGUUGUUUUUCGGUGCAAUCUGGUGGUUGAUUGCGUUCACGCACGGUGAUCUGGAGGAGAUGCAUCUACCGAAGAACCAAGAGGAAUCUGGCUGGAAGCCUUGUGUGUUCAACAUCGAAUCGUAUACGUCCGCGUUCCUGUUUUCGAUCGAAACACAAACCACCAUCGGGUACGGUUACCGGACGACUACGGAGGAAUGUCCCGAGGCGAUCUUCAUCAUGUGCUUCCAGUCGAUCUACGGCGUUAUGAUGCAAGCGUUCAUGGUUGGUUUUGUGUUCGCGAAGAUGACGCGCCCGAAGCAUCGAACGCAGACGCUACUGUUCUCGAAACAUGCCGUCAUCUGUCAGCGUGACGGUGAACUGUGCCUGAUGUUCCGGGUCGGCGAUAUGCGCAAGAGCCACAUCAUCGGGGCGAACAUAAGGGCACAGCUCAUACGCACAAAGUUGUCCCGCGAGGGCGAAGUGAUGGCACAGUAUCAGCACGAGCUGGAGGUUGGGGCGGAUCAUUGCGGGUCGGAUCUGUUCUUCAUCUGGCCGCAAAUAGUGACGCACCGGAUCAAUACGGAAUCUCCAUUUUUCAACAUGUCCGCGUCGGAUCUGCUGCAGGAUCGGUUCGAGAUCGUCGUCAUCUUGGAGGGUACGGUAGAGUCGACGGGCCAAUCGACCCAGGCCCGUUCGAGCUACGUCAACACGGAGAUCCUGUGGGGCCACCGGUUUGAAACGAUCGUGUUUUACAACAAGGAAAAUCAGGUGUACGAAAUCAAUUACAGCAAGUUCAACGAGACGCACUCCGUCGAUACACCGCUCUGCUCGGCGCGCGAGCUGGCCGAGUUCUACAAGUACCAGGACGAUUAUCGCAACCAAGACACACUCGAUACCGGCUCUUCGAAAUCGAUGUUCGAAAGACGUUGGCACCAGCAUUACACCAACACAGUCCGUACACUUAGCUCGAUCUGCCUGGAAGACGAACGAGCGUCACUGAGCGUCCAGCCACGUUACCUGACAAUCCAGGGUGUUCCGAGACGGCCCCGAUCCUACCAGCAGCUGGAGAGCAAUCUGCGCAAUCUCUUCAAUCCACCUUCGGUCACCAUAUCGCCCUCAUCGACCACCUCCAUCCGCAUGGAAAGUCCGUAG
Messenger RNA from Anopheles marshallii, 1533 nucleotides. Its product is annotated as G protein-activated inward rectifier potassium channel 3-like. Gene Ontology annotation, biological process: regulation of monoatomic ion transmembrane transport; potassium ion import across plasma membrane. NCBI's taxonomy places the organism in Eukaryota, Metazoa, Arthropoda, Insecta, Diptera, Culicidae. Bases 1 to 1533 code for a protein of 510 amino acids. The transcript has 5 exons. Gene Ontology annotation, molecular function: inward rectifier potassium channel activity. Gene Ontology annotation, cellular component: plasma membrane. The record is from RefSeq and is a predicted model, not a curated record.